Messenger RNA from Penicillium cosmopolitanum, 984 nucleotides. Its product is annotated as alpha/beta hydrolase. The transcript has 2 exons. NCBI's taxonomy places the organism in Eukaryota, Fungi, Ascomycota, Eurotiomycetes, Eurotiales, Aspergillaceae. The record is from RefSeq and is a predicted model, not a curated record. Gene Ontology annotation, molecular function: hydrolase activity. The coding region runs from base 1 to 984 and encodes 327 amino acids.
AUGGCACUGAACGUUUUGCCUGGCCCUAUCGAGGAAGCUAAGUUGAAGGCUCGUCUGGAACUUUUAGACAACUUUGAAGAACAGCUUGCUAAAGCCGUUCAAUGGCAAGAAUGCGAAUCACCGGCUGCUUAUCGACAAAUGCGGCGGGAGGGCACAAAUGGAUUCAUCGCGCCAACUUUGAAUCCUACCGCACGGCUCGUGUAUGUGGCUGCAAGAGAUGGAUAUCAAAUUGAAUUAAGAAUCAUCAGCCCCAGGGAAAAGCUGAGCAGGGGAACCUGGUUACAUUUUCACGCAGGUGGCUUCGUUAUUGGGAGCAAUGCAUCAUACGAUACCUAUUUAACUACUUUGUCUAACCGCUUGGGUCUGACAAUGGUAUCUGUUGAAUAUAGACUUGCACCUGAGAACUCUUUCCCUAAGCCUCUGCAUGAUUGCGUCGAUGCAGCCCUGUAUGCUCUUAGCCCUGCGGGCGAGAAGGAUCUCGGUGGACCAUUGAAGAUUCUCGGUGGAGAGUCUGCCGGAGGAUGGCUAGCGGUUUCCACGGGCCUCUCCCUGCGCAGAGAUCAUAGAUUUGAUGUCAGAUCAAAGUUGGAUGCCAUUGUUGCUGGUUACGGAAUCUUUGAUCUCACAUAUACGCCGUCGCUUCUUGAGCAUACUCGGAGCAUUGUACUGAGUAAACAGGGCAUGAUGGACUUCUGUGAGGCAUGCUUCAGCCAUAUACCUAUGGAAAAACGGAAAGCUCCGCUUGUAUCUCCUCUAUAUGCAGACUUGAAGGAAAUGCCUCCGGCAUUGUUCUUGACGGGCCAGAUUGAACCUCUCGUGGACGAUAGUAUUUUCAUGGCGACCAGAUGGAAGCAGGCUGGAAACGACACGGAGUUGAGUAUCGUCCAAGGGGCCUGUCAUGCUUUCACUCUGAUCCCAAUGGGGGAUUCUACUGAGGAAGGGCUUGAUAUUAUUGUCGACUUUGUGCAAAUGAGAUCUAGCUAA